Messenger RNA from Diatraea saccharalis (sugarcane borer), 2151 nucleotides. Lineage: Eukaryota; Metazoa; Arthropoda; Insecta; Lepidoptera; Crambidae. The record is from the annotation of a GenBank genome assembly.
AUGGAAGAACGGGCACGAGAAGAAAUGUUUAGAAUGAAAAUGAUUAAAAAAGUAAAGUUACGCAAACAAUCACAAUCAGUUUGUCCUAUAUGCAAAUUAAAAAAAGAUCCUAGUAAAAACAAGGAAGACGAAAUCAAAAAUCAACAUGAAUUGGUAACAAAAACUGCCAAAGGUGUAACUGAUUCAUGCUGCAAAAGUAUUGUAGAAAAGAAAACACCAUCAACGGUAUCAAUAGCUAGAAGUGGAACAGAGUCAGUUAAAAAAUUAACAUUUGACUUACAACGAAAAGUAGAUACACAAACUUUUUUACCAGAAAAAUGUAUAUCUUUAGUAGAAAGUCCUAUAGUAUGCCAAGAAAUAAUACCAGGUCAAAAAUCAACUUAUGAUAGUAAGUUAGAAAGCUUGAAAAAAUUACUUGCAGAAAUAAUUACAAUGGGAAAAGAUGUAGUUCAUACCUGUCUAAGUCAAAUAGACAUAGAAAAGUUUCUUAUAACAUGUGAAGAUGCCAAAAUAAGAAUAGAUAGCUUUUUGUUUUCUGAAAACAAAAGCGAUACUGAAAUUGAUACCAGUUUAAAGGAACGUUUAAGUCAGUUGAAAGGUUACUUGAAAACAGUCAUAGAACUUACUUCAGAAUUAAGAGAUGAUGUAAAAAUGAUAGAUAAUGCACAAUGUUCAAUUAUGUGUUCUAAUAAGGCAAUUGAAGGAGAUUCUACUCUGAAAUCUAACAACACCGAACAUACGUCGGAACAAAAUCAAUUUUGUCAGGGUCAUUCUGAAAAAGAUAACGAGCCAUCGUUAACGCCAUCUAUAUGUGCAUCUGCUAGGCAGAAAAGUUCACCGACUGAUAUUUGCAAAACUGAUUACAAAGAAAACAGUUUGGAUAAACUAACUAUAUGUUGCAAAAAUUUCAAAGAAAAAUUAAAAGCUUAUAAAAGUAAUUUGAAGCCACAUUUAGUUCUAUCUAGUGAUAGCAGUAUGUUAGUUAAAAAAAAUGUGGAAAAUGAAAAUCUUAGGAAAGUAAAAAAAACAGAGUGUUCCGUAUGUGAGAACGUCAAUGAUUUGAUUGAGUGUUGUGAUAAAAUAAAAGAACUUUUUCAAUACAAUGAAAGCGAAAAUUUUAGGGAUGUGAAUGAAAUUUAUAUCAAUAUAGAAAAUGCAGUUGCUUUACUUAAAGAUUUAAAAUUAGAGGCACUUAGUGACAGUUUAUCAGAACUUUUAGAAUACUAUAACACAAAACAAGAAACACCUUUAAAAUGUUGUCAUCAAAAGUCAAAUGAAACUUUGUUUGAAGGAUAUUGCUCGUGUAGUAGUCAGCUUAUUUCUGUAAAAGAUACGAGUACAGAAUGUAAUAUUCCUGAUGAAUCACUUAAUUCACUACCCGUUGUACCCUGUAAAACAUGUAGGGAAACUCAUAACGAUAGUGAAAAUAUGGAACAAUUUUGCAACAAAUAUUUUUUAGUCUCUGGAAAGCAUAAUUCUGCAAGAGGUUUAAAGCAAGAAUCUAGUGAAAAAGAAUAUGAUAAUGUUAAAAAGAGGAAUAUAUCUCUUUGCAAUAAAAAUUGCUUAGGUUUAGGUAUAUGUGGGUCUAAUGAAGAACAAGAUUUACCUAAAGAACAAAUGGAAAGUGGAAAAAAUUUGUCAAGUGAUGAUCAAAGAAAGCAUUUAAUAAAUGACCAGUCUUCUAAUAAAAGUCACAUAAGUUCUAAUUACUCUGAAAUAUCACACAAAACAAUAACUCCUGUAAGAAUGGAAUCAACAUCACAAAAUUCCCAUGAAGAUUUUCUCGGUUUAUAUGAAAAAAGGAUAAAGAAGAUAGUUAGAGUUACACGGACGAUGAAUGAAGAUGGAUCGAUUCGCGAGGAAACAGAAACAACCAUAAUCAAAAAGAGUAGACACGAUCCAACAGUGACAACACUGACCGAUGAGCCCGAAAACGAUAUUGACAACGCGUCUUUCGAAAAUAAUAUUAAUGAUAAUAAUAAUAAUACUAAUACUAAUGUUUUAAGAGCAAAUUUCAACUGUAACCGAUUAGAAUUUCUGAGAAAAGUGAAAUCAGAAGGAACAUUUAAAUUUACACCCAUGGCACAACCUAUUCUUAGGCAAUGUAUUUCUGUCACUGGACUCCAUAAAGAUGAUAGUAUUCAAGAGUGA